AUGCCUCCUCGAAGCUCACUGACCAGCUCUUUCUCGGUAACCGAUGCCAAUAAUGAGGUGGUCUGUCCCUUGAAGAACAACGAUAAUUCCAAUUGUCGCAAAAGAUGCCUGGGUGAAAAACGCUAUCGCUCCAUGCAGGAGCACAUUCGACGUGCGCAUCCGAACCACUACAUCCCGAAGCUCCCGGCUACCGAGGAGAGCUUCCUGAUGAUGGUGAACACCCCGCUCGAGCAACGGGUGCAGCUGUCACCUCCCGAACCCGCUCAACCUAGGCGACCUCAGGAUGUGGCGCCGGAAAGGGACGUCUAUGUCGCUGACGGCUCCCCGGCUACCCCUCGAGCUCUGGAUGAACCCCACCCAGCCGCAGCUACUGCAGCGGUUGCUCUGGCGCAACUGCACCAUCACCGACUGGCCUCCGACUGGGAUACAGACAUGGAUACACAUUCGGAUACCGACUUGAGUCAUCCUCGCAUGCGUGGAGCUAUUGAACUUCCCCCACUCCGCGACCAUUUUAAACAGGAAUCUCUUCCGCCGUUUACCCCUCGACCCCGCGAGCUUCUUCCGUCCAUUCUCAAUCACUCCCCACCCGGUCGCUCAUCCACAUUACCGCCAAUCCAGCGGAGAGACAAAUUUUGCCGCCCGCGCAAAUCUUCCAUUACCCAAUCUGCCCGGAAACCCAAGCAGGAUCGUCCCAAGUCAAAGGAAUUUGGGCGGCGACCAAGUCUCACUGACCGCAAGGCUCUUUCAGCAGAGCCGCAAACCGCGGCCUGGGCGCAAGGCAAGCGCUGGGAGGAUUUGAUUGAAGCUGCGACGUCGGCAACCGAAGUAGACGAUGACCAAUAUUCAGAGGCUGGUCGGUCUCCAACGAUCGCCCCACUGCUUUCCAAUGUGACGUCUGCUCCCUCUGGGGUGAAAAAUCGGUCGUCGCUACCACCCGCGUUCCAAUCCGCAGGACCAGGACUACCUCCUAUCUCUUCACAUCGGCCUUUCCCACAGAAUUCAUAUGCCGCCUCACCUUUGCACAAAUCAUUAACUCCACCGCCAUACGAGAACAACCGCAGCCGUGAGAGUGACUUGGAACCAUUCCCAUCUAUUGAAUCAUCGCUCGAUUCCAUGUCUUCAGCUUCCGGCAGAAAUUUUGCCUCAUCGGUUUCGGGCGUUGCGCCGUCCAUAAACUCCGAUUCUAGCCCAGUUAUGAAUCUUAUCCCGUCCAUCUCCCAGCGCCAACAGCACAGAUUCUCAAAUCCUACUCCGUCGUCAUUCCGCAACAAAGAGGUUCAGGUGGUCCAACAAGUUACCCUGGUCCUCGCGGAUGUCCCCGAUGUCGAACGGUGGGAGGCAAAUGGAAGGCAUUCCAAAUCGACAUCAAGUGAACGACUUAAGACAGCCUACGUUUUUGGCUUUACGCAUUUUACGACUGAUGUUUGA
Messenger RNA from Penicillium griseofulvum, 1428 nucleotides. RefSeq lists its product as uncharacterized. NCBI's taxonomy places the organism in Eukaryota, Fungi, Ascomycota, Eurotiomycetes, Eurotiales, Aspergillaceae. The record is from RefSeq and is a predicted model, not a curated record. The transcript is spliced from 6 exons. The coding region runs from base 1 to 1428 and encodes 475 amino acids.